Molecule: messenger RNA, 3426 nt
Organism: Hyalella azteca
Lineage: Eukaryota; Metazoa; Arthropoda; Malacostraca; Amphipoda; Hyalellidae
Exons: 12
Coding region: 145-1704 (519 amino acids)
Molecular function (GO): protein binding; metal ion binding; RNA binding
Source: RefSeq, a predicted model, not a curated record
GUGUGUUUGUGCAAGAUAUUCUUCUGUUAUUGACUCAAGUUCCUCCUGUUGAAUGUUUGCAGAUAUUUUUGCAUUAAUUGAAGGACAGAUUUUUCCCACAUAUAUUGAUUCAAUUUGCCAAAGCUUGGUGAUUUAUUUACAAUAAUGGCAAUAUCUGAUAAAGAAGCUUUCAGAAUAUUAGAACUUCCUUUAGGUGUUGACAAGGAUGCCAUAACACAACGCUAUCGCAGUUUAAGCAGCAAAUUGUCUUCUAGUCGUGCAAGUGAAGAUGUUAAAAAAUUAGAACGUGUUGUUCAAGCUUAUAAUCAAUUGCUGCCUCCUCAUAAGCGGGACCAGCCUAACAAUGCUGAGAAAAAGAAGGAGAAGAAAAGACGCAGGAAGGAAAAGAAGAAAUCGAAUGAUAAAAAUGAAAAUAAAUUCAUCAAUAAUAACGGGAAAAUAGGUGGCGACGACUCAGAAUGUUCAUCUGAGGGGGAUGAAGAGCAGCUGGAGUUGACGGAAUCUUUAUCGGCACGUGGAGUGAAGGCUCCUCUUAACUCCAAUGGAGCAACUGUUAAGAGCCUGAGCAACAGAAAAACUGUGGUAGAUGAUAACCAUCCUUAUAUUGACCCUGAGGUGCUCCGCAACCGCCAAGUCCAGGCACGUGGCAUGGCCGUGCAGGGCAAUGAAGCCGCCGCCCAGGGCCUCCACCAGCGCGCAGUUAAACUCUUUACUCAGGCUGCUGCUUACGACCCUAAUGACCAUCGCUUCCUUGGCAAUCGCUCCUUUUGCUAUGAACAACUUAAACAAUUUGAUAAGGCGCUAUCUGACGCGGAUAAAGCCAUUCAAUUGUCCCCUGGUUGGCCUAAAGGAUAUUUUAGAAGAGGGCGCGCCUUGCGAGGACUCGGACAAUUGACGGAGGCUGAAGAGGCGUUUUCUCGAGUGCUGCAGCUGGACCCUGCGUGUCAAGAAGCGCAGGAGGAGAUCAGCCAUGUGCAGCGUGACCGCCUCACUGAGAUGGGCUUUACUGUUGAGCAGUCAACUCGAGCUAUUGAAAAGUAUCGUCAAGUGCAGCCGGCCCUGGACGCGCUUCUGGCGGGUGAAUUUCAGGAGGCCACUGCAUGCAUAUUUUAUUCCGACGGCGAGGACGAAGAAGAUGCCAAGGAAACCAGCGACGCGUGGAAGGUUUCCGACAGCCAGCUUGUUACUGCUAAGAAGACUUACGUCAAAAACGAUGUUAAGAUGAAUCCCCGUAAUCCUCAAGGGUUGACGUCGUUAUGGGUCGGCAAUGUUCUUCCUGAAGUUACCGAGAAGGAACUCCAAAAACUUUUUUCGAGGCACGGCCAUGUGAGCAGCGUGCGACAACUCAAGGAGAAAUUCUGCGCAUUCGUGAACUUCAGCGAGAGCAGCAGCGCAGGUCGGGCCAUGAACGCACUGCAAGGCCACACCGUCAACGGCCAGCGCCUUCUCAUUAAAUUUCCGGACAAUCCUAUCACUUCGAGUGUAGCGGGUCCACAGGGCGGCGCCAGAAGACGGAACGCAAUGGGGCCUAACAGCACCAACGGCUCGUCGUUCCAGGACACCGACUCCCGCAAGCAGCGCGGCCCCACCCACAACGGCGAGUGCUACUAUUGGCGCACCACAGGAUGCGUCUACGAGAACUCCUGCAGGAAUGCGCACGUGGUCGCUCAUAGAGGCAUCGAUCGCAAGCCCUGGCAGAAAUGAAUCACUUCUAAACGUCUACAGGAGCGCUUUGCUUGUGUCGGCCACGACAAUGACGGAAUUGUUAGUGUGGUAGGCUAAUUGGUUAAUUCGUUAGGUUUGAGACUCCUUCGUUUGUUCGCGCAUUAAGAACUUGUUCGUUGUUUGGAGAAAUUCCAUUGACUCGUGUGGUACACAUGAAGUUGCUUAUUACCCGGUUAUUUAAUCAGAAAAUAUAAUUUAUGCGUAACUUGCUAACCAUGAUAUCUUGAAUAAAUGAAAAUUCGUCUUGGAUUAUUCUCAGAGUUUCGGUAUGGUGAACGAAUUUGCCAUGCAUUUUGUGCAAGAUGGAAUUCUGGUCGUGAUUUGCAAUUUUAUAUUCCACCGUUAAAGAAUCACGCGGAAAAAAUGCUCUUAGAGUUAGGCGAAGUUCGAACAAGUAUGCAUGUAUUAUUUAUCGUUUCAUCGGUGUAUAAUGGGCAUACUGAACCUGGUGAUAUUAUUUUAAUUAAGAAUAAGACAGGCAGACGUAAUCAGCACAAUCAAUUUGCGCGUCAUUGGCAAACUAUUCGGUCAUUUUUCAUGACGAUACAGUUUGUAUCUGUCGAGCAACUUCGUGCUAUCAGUAUUUAGACAAAAAUGUGCCCCGCUACACGAGUUCAGUUUCGCAACAGUAUUCUAUGAACAUCAUUUUUCCCCUUCUUUCACAAAGGUGUACGCAAAUAUUUAUCAAAAAUCAGAAAGGAACGCAACAGUUUUCUAUGAACAUAAUUUUUUCGUUCUUUCACAAAGAUGUAUGCAAAUAUUUAUCAAAAACCAGAAAGGAACAUUGUGAACGAAGUAUCCGGUGUAAUUAUUUAUUUAAGAAAAACGUUUAAAUUACUAGUCGGAUCACUGAAAAGUCCUUGAACAGGCUUGAAGUUUGUGGCGACUUUGGUUAUCUUCUCGAUGGCAUCAGCAUCCAUAGUGUCCAACUGUUGAGAAAUAGUUAUAGAUACAGAAUUUUACCUGGAUAAAAUAUUAUUUAUUCUAUCCAGUUAUAAUGUAAUGUAUUACAAAAAUUGAUAAUUUUAUUAAUACCGACCACAGGGAAAACAUAAACGGGCAGAAAUUUUUUUUAAUAACACAGGUAUCCCUAACUCGGCAAAAAAAGAACUGACAAUGAAACCAACUUUGUACAAGACCCACCGCUCGUAAAGCUAACCUUGCCGUCGUGCGUUAUCGUCUCACCUCGUCAUAUUCGACCUCAAGAUAACUGUUGAGGGGAGCUUCCUCCAGGUCACCGGGUCGCUUGACAAAGCUCGCCGCUUUGUACAACUUUUCAGGAGCUUUGUGGCUAACGGUAGCCACUUCCCACAGGCUGCUCAUGUUGGCUUUGGUUUGCAUAAGGUCGGCUUGGAAGACAUCAUAAGGAUCACAAGCUACGGGCGUCUCCUGCUCAUCGUCGUACAUUAUCUUGAGGCUGGGGAAGCGCGCCAGCACAUUAAUGAUGCACCUCACGACCAGCACUGAGCAGUUGGCAGGGGCGAAGAGCAGGAGUCGUGACAGGCGCUUGACGAAAGCAGCGACCAUGUACUCCGGCAGAUGUGAUGACGACAGGAACACGUUAAGUAGCAUGAAGAAGCGGGGCUUGUAUCGAGCGUUGAAUACGCUAGGCUCCAACAGACUGCAUACUUUGUUGUAGAAGUCCGGAUAAUGCCUGUAGUGCGCCAUCAAGAAAAUGUUAAUACCUAGUUUCUAAAACAC